AAAGCCCUCAAAAUUAUUCCCCGUUAUUAUUUUCCCUCUACUACUUCUGGAGGAGUCAUUUUCUUCUUUUCUUAUUCCUCCGAGCUGACCAAAACCAUUUCAACAGAGGAGAGACCCUUCGCCAAAUCCCAGUAUCCAAAAUGGGUGAGACUGAGGCCAAAAGAAAACGAGGUCGUAAACCCAAAACCACCAUUUCCGAAAACCUAGAAAUCCCACCUACAUCAACUUCCACCGCCAUUGUCCCCGCCACUACCCCCGGCACCACCUCCACACCUGUAUUGGACGAUGUUUUCUCAGUCAGCAAUGUCGAAAUACUUGACACGGGUACGCCCACUGACCGUCACCGCCGCCGUCGCCCCGGCCGCCCACCCAAGAAGCUCCCCAAGAACUCUGAUAAGCCCGAGAAGCCCCCGGCCAAGGCCCCAGGGAGACGCCCCUCUCGGCCGGUUGAAAAUGGCGACUUCGCGUUAUCCACUGACCUGGUGGUUGGCCCAGGUUUGGGUGCUGAUCAUGGGAUCAGGUGGGAGAGCGUAGAGAGGGUGAUGCCCGCUAUGGAUUCUGUGGUGAAGGUUUUUUGUGUCCAUACGGAGCCUAAUUUCUCGCUUCCGUGGCAGAGGAAGAGGCAGUAUAGCUCGAGCAGUAGUGGGUUUGUUAUUAGUGGGAAGAGGGUGCUUACUAAUGCGCAUUCGGUGGAGCAUUAUACUCAGGUCAAGCUCAAGAAGCGUGGCUCCGACACCAAGUAUUUGGCUACUGUUCUUGCCAUUGGCACCGAGUGUGAUAUUGCAAUGCUUACUGUUGAUGAUGAUGAGUUUUGGCAAGGAGUAUACCCUGUAGAAUUUGGGGAUUUGCCUACACUUCAAGAUGCCGUGACUGUUGUUGGUUAUCCAAUUGGAGGUGACACCAUUUCUGUGACUAGUGGAGUUGUAUCUCGAAUUGAGAUUCUAUCCUAUGUUUAUGGUUCCACCGAACUUCUUGGUUUGCAGAUAGAUGCUGCUAUAAACUCAGGUAAUUCAGGUGGACCUGCUUUUAAUGAUAAAGGUAACUGCGUGGGUAUUGCAUUUCAGUCCCUUAAACAUGAGGAUGCGGAGAACAUUGGUUAUGUCAUUCCAACACCAGUUAUUAAGCACUUCAUUCAAGAUUAUGAAAAGAAUGGUGCUUAUACAGGAUUUCCAAUUCUUGGGAUUGAGUGGCAGAAGAUGGAAAAUCCUGAUUUGCGCAAGUCUAUGGGCAUGAAACCUGAUCAAAAAGGUGUUCGCAUUAAAAGAAUUGAUCCUACAACUCCAGAAGCUCAAGUUUUAAAGCCAUCUGAUAUAAUUCUCAGCUUUGAUAGUGUUCAUAUUGCCAAUGAUGGAACAGUUCCUUUUCGACAUGGCGAGCGCAUAGGUUUUAGUUACCUUAUCUCCCAGAAGUACACUGGAGAUAAUGCUGCUAUCAUGGUUUUGCGCAACUCUGAGAUUCUCAAUUUUGAUAUUGAACUUGUAACCCACAAAAGGCUAAUACCAGCACACAAUAGAGGAAGACCUCCAUCAUAUUAUAUCAUUGCUGGAUUUGUUUUUACGACCGUGUCUGUUCCUUAUCUCCGAUCUGAGUACGGAAAAGAUUACGAAUAUGAAGCCCCAGUGAAGCUAUUGGAUAAGCUGUUGCAUUCUUUACCAGAAUCUCCCGAUGAACAGCUUGUUGUGGUUUCUCAGGUGCUCGUGGCUGAUAUCAACAUUGGGUAUGAGGACAUUGUUAACACCCAGGUUCUGGCUUUCAAUGGUAAACCUGUAAAGAAUCUGAGGAAUCUGGCCAACAUGGUUGAGAGCUGUAAUGAUGAAUUUUUAAGAUUUGAUUUGGAAUACCAACAGAUAGUGGUCCUCCGUACAAAGACAGCAAAUGACGCUACUCUGGACAUUUUGGCAACACAUUGCAUACCAUCAGCCAUGUCUGAUGAUCUCAAGACAUAAAAUUCAAUUGGGCAUACUAGAUACUACCCUGAGUUGCUGCUUCUUGUAGGCACUAGAUAAGGAAUUUUGGAUUCUUUUUGGUGAACAUGUAGUUGUUAGUAUACCAUAGUAAAUUAUUCGUUAACCUCAGCUUAAGCCUGUUGCAUUCUCCGGUCAAAACAUGUAGGCCUAGAAUCUUCAUUGAAGCUGAUGGAAAAUAUGGUAGGUGUAAAAUCUAGAGGCAAUCCUCAAAUUUUGAUAGGGCAUUCAAAUUUUGAAAGUGGUGGCCUAACUAAUUUUAUGCUGUCAAGAUCUUCAGGUUGAGGACAUGUUUCAUGCAAGAUGAGGUUGGGCCCAAUCAAGAAGAAAAAAGUGCUUUUGCUCUUA
Messenger RNA from Cannabis sativa, 2312 nucleotides. Its product is annotated as protease Do-like 9. The record is from RefSeq and is a predicted model, not a curated record. Gene Ontology annotation, biological process: proteolysis. The coding region runs from base 141 to 1946 and encodes 601 amino acids. NCBI's taxonomy places the organism in Eukaryota, Viridiplantae, Streptophyta, Magnoliopsida, Rosales, Cannabaceae. The transcript is spliced from 9 exons. Gene Ontology annotation, molecular function: protein binding; serine-type endopeptidase activity.